UUCAGCUAAAGAUUUUGACUACAUAAUGUUUUUGGGAAGUAUUUCUGUGAGGCUCUUGAGUGUGGUUCGUAUUUUUAUUGUGAAUUGGAGCCCUGGGUUAAUUUUUGUCCACCUUUUUUUGUUGUUGCUAGAAACAAGCACAAAGUUCACUCAAAAUGAAAGUCGUUAAAAGUUACCUUAAUUAUUUGAGUAGAUGUUUCAAUUAAAGGUUUAUCGUGGGUUCAUCUCUUAAACAAUGCUAAGUUGAAUGAACAAAACGACAUAUUUAAUAUUUCUAUUCUGUUAUUCUAAGCUUCUGUGAAAUCAAAAGUAUGUGUAUUUAUCAAAGCUUUACUAAUUUUCCAUGACUUCAUGUCACGUCUGCUUUCACUGUGAUAUUACUGCUUGUAUUAGCUAGCUAUCAGUGCUUCAUCUAUUUUACCAACUUAAUCAAUUAGAACAUUUUAAAUGGGUGAUUAGUUGCUUAUAGGAUGGAUAGGGUAGACAUUCUCCCUUAUCUAUUAUUUGUUUCUGAUCAACAGCCAUUAGUCUUAAAACAGUAAAAUAUAAGUCAGUUUGAGAUGUCUGGUGGAGAGCUAUAUUCAGCAUCCGGUGAUAUGGUGUCAAAGUUGACAGCAUGUCCCCAUCCUGUCCAAUUGAUUUAUUGAUUUGAGAAACCCAGUGCAGUCUUGUGCAUUAGAUCAGGUUUGACUACAGGACAUGAGAGCUGACAUUUAAUUAAACUGAUUCAGUCCAGACAUUCCGCGGUCUUAAUCAUACCGUUGGAUAACAAUCCAUCUGCAAAAUGUCAACGUAGAGUUUUGAAGGAACAUAUUUCAUAUUUUUAAGUUUACCAGAGAACUAUUUUUACCAAGUGAAAAACCAACUUUGGAGGAAUACAUAUAUGACCUAACGGAGUAAUUAGUCUUAUUUUAAAUACGGCUGAAUAUUGAUUAAUAUGAAUAUGUAGAGAGGUUUUACUUCCCAACAAUUAACACACAAAGACAGAGAGAGUCCAAAGUGCACUCAGAUCAAGCUAGAAAAAAAGGGAUGGUCUAUUUCAGGCAAUGUGGUAACAUUACUUUCAGCAAGAAAGGUCUUCAAAAAGACGUUGGAAAAAAUGUACUGCUGUGGUUUGCAUUUACACAAGACUUGCUUUUUCAUAGAAGUUCACGGUUGUUUCGUGGACUGGAGCUGAAGAUAGUUACAUUAGUGUGAAAUCUGAUUGGCUAUAAUGUGGGCAUGGGCAUUACUUCCUGUUCUCCUGGCAGUAGGAGGCACAGCUGGUAUCUGGGCAGUGUACGGUAUUGCAGUAUCCAAUGAAUCCGUUAAUGUGACAGCAGGAUUCCCGUACAUCAGUGCGUGUGGUUCCUACGCUCCCCAGAGCUGCUUGUUCUCGCAGAUCUGCAAUGUGAGCAGUUUCCUGAUCAUGUGGAUUGUGGUGAUCCGCUAUCAGCAGGUGCGUGACCUGGGUGACCAGUGUCGCCGUGCCAACCUGGCGGCCCUGGUGCUCGGCUUCAUAUCCUCAUUAGGGAUCUCUAUUCUUGGCAACUUCCAGCAAUCUGUGUCUAUGGGGGUGCACUUGUUGGGCGCUUUCCUGGCCUUCUUCGUGGGCCUGGCCUACUUCUGGGUGCAGCUGUGGCUCACGUAUAAGGCUGAGCCAUCUCAGGAUCGCCGCUGGAUGGGGCCGCUGCGUGCCUUCUUCUGCAGCCUCUGCACGGUGUUCUUCAUCGUCAUGGCUGUUCUUCACAACACAGGCUCCAAGUCUCCCGCGGCCAUGUGUGAGUGGGCACUGGUCAUGACCUUCUUCCUCCUCUUCAGCCUCUUCGCCGCCGAGUUCCGCUGCAUUGAAUGCCACCGGCUCACUGUGUACAAGCAGGUUGCGAAGAAGAACCAAAGCAGUGACACCAGCGACAGGAACACUGUGACAUAGCGUGGCUUGAACCACCACUGGAUAGCUUUGGAGUGAUAACUAAAGCACCACAUGGUUAUGAGUGCUGUUUUCAGAGUAGACUUGAUUAUGCAGUGGUGGUGGACAUUGCAAUGUUGCACCUAAUUAGGGGGUGCUGUAGUGCAUGUUUGUGUUGCCCCAUUAUGGGGAAGAGUUGGAGUGUCACCACCUAGUGGCAGCAUUUUGUCCCCAGGAAGGUUUAGAUAGACUAAUGAGACUGUUUAAACUUGAGGUACUCCAGUAUUCACAUUCAUAAUUAUUAUCAACACUGAUGUUGUGGUGCAACAUCUGAAAAGCAUGGAAUAAACAGGCCUAUGUACCCUGGACAUACACCACCAACCACACCUAACAACCAACAGCCUAUUACUUACAUUAUAUAUAUAACUUAUAGUAAUCAUUUACAUGAAUUCCAUUUAGCCUAAUGAUCUUUAAAGAAGUUGACUGAAAUGCUUACAGGCCUAAAAGUAGGCCUAGUUCUCUAUGUGGUUUAUUUAAGCAUUCAUAACAGGUAUAAUAAAUAUUUCCAGUCUUA
This is a messenger RNA of Clupea harengus (Atlantic herring), 2462 nucleotides long. It is a transcript of the gene tmem150b, whose product is annotated as transmembrane protein 150B. Gene Ontology annotation, cellular component: plasma membrane. NCBI's taxonomy places the organism in Eukaryota, Metazoa, Chordata, Actinopteri, Clupeiformes, Clupeidae. The record is from RefSeq and is a predicted model, not a curated record.